AUGGCUUACGCUAGGGACGGCAGCGGUAAUGUGUGGCCGGGGCAGACACUUAACCUUGGAGACGAGGAAGAAAUUAUUACAGAAGCAGCUGCACGGCUGCAGCUAGAGAAUAACAACAUGCUUGGACGUUCGAUGUCGUGUCGGCGUCCUCGGACGAGAGAGGCCGCCGAAAGCCCAAGCUACCGUCGAAGGAGCGGAAGCGUGCCCGCCUGCAGUUAUCGCCCCAAAAAGAAACCUGUACCCCAAAAAAAUGAACACGACAACCUUACCGAAGUAGAGUACUAUUUAGUCCGUGAAUUUAGCCUGAACUCCAAAGGGCUCCUGCAAAGAGGGGAUUCCGUAAAGAAGCGUAAAAAGAGGAUCGGAAGUGCCUCAAGUGACACUGCAGCCAGCGCUGAAGACGGAGCAGAGGGUCCUCGCUCGAGAUCCGUCAGUCGGACCAGCAGCAUAGUGUCCGAUGAUUGUUUUGAGGUGGAAGGUUCUGAACCGGAGAGGUUUAAGAUUGUCAUACUGGGUGCCCACGGAGUGGGGAAAACGUCCCUGACUCAACAGUUCACUAGGACAGCUCUGGUAGAUACGUUUGAUACGGAUUCCGCCGACAAGUUUACAGAGGUCGUGGUCACAGUUAGCGUAGAUGGGGACGAGACAGAGCUCAGCUUUCACAGUAUAACAGAGGAUCAGAUACCCUGCCUCGUGGAGGACCCAAGCAUAGAUGGCGCUCUAGUCGUGUACUCUCUGGCGGACAGACAGACCUAUGUCUUUGCAGAAGAUGUGCUGUGUAAAAUACGGAAACAUCUCAAGUGUACGUGUCCGGUAGUAUUGGUGGCAAAUAAGGACGAUUUAGUGAGGACACGGGUGGUGAGUUGUGGGGAGGGCAAGUUGGUCGCCACACUAUACGACGCCAAAUACAUCGAGACCUCAGCCGUCCUAAGUUACCAUGUCGACGAGUUGCUAGUCGGCAUCCUCCACCAAAUAAAAUCGAGGAAGUCUCCGUUCAAGGCUCCGUCUCAAGGCAUGGUGCGACGCAAUAGUGCCAAAAGGAUUCUGAAACGUCUGAUGAGUUUCCAUCACGGUACCACGACACCGGAUUUAGUGUGCAACGAUUGAUGCUUAAAGAGCACGUAAAACAAGAACGGUUGUGAGAUUAUUAUAUUUUUUUAUUAUUAACAGAUUUUUAAAUUUAUUUUGACAUCAUCACAUGCUGAAAGACAUAGAGACCAUUUCCACAGAUAUUUAGAUCGAUCUAUCUCCCUGGGGAGUCUCACUAGAUUGCUGUCAGUUUG
Messenger RNA from Lingula anatina, 1283 nucleotides. Its product is annotated as GTP-binding protein REM 1-like. Gene Ontology annotation, cellular component: plasma membrane. The record is from RefSeq and is a predicted model, not a curated record. Gene Ontology annotation, molecular function: calcium channel regulator activity; GTPase activity; GTP binding. NCBI's taxonomy places the organism in Eukaryota, Metazoa, Brachiopoda, Lingulata, Lingulida, Lingulidae.